AUGAGUAUUUUUUAUGUCAUAUAUAUUAUUAUGACCCCUUUUUUUAUGAAAGGAUAUAUAUGCACAAUGAAAAAUUAUAAUAGCGAAAGAAAUUUUUUUACACGUAAAUUUUAUAGUGAUCAAUUUAUACAAAUAUUCCACAAAGAUGAUUAUCAUUUUUUUCGUUUAGUUUUUUUGAAGAUUUUAGUCUCUUCAGGUUUUUUAACUAAAACUGUAACGAUAGAUGUGAUCGUAAAAAAACUAGAUAAUCUGGUUUUUGGAAUAAAUCAAAAAAAUAAUAAUACAUAUUUAAAAAUUUAUGAGGAAAUAAAAAAUAUAACAUUGAUAGAAUAUAAACAAAUAUAUGAAAAAAAUGAAAUAGAUAUCAAAAUUGCAAAUGAAAUUGAAAAAGAGGUAGCCAAAGAAAUUGCAUAUAACAAUGAAUUACAAAAUGAAAAAAACAAAGAUAAACAAGUAAAUAAAAUGUAUAGAAAUAAAAGAGAUAUGUUAUCAUUUAUUCCUUUUACCAAAAUAAAAAAAUUCUAUUAUCAUAAUAAUAAUACAAGCAUUCAUCUAUUUCUAGAAAUAUUAUACAUAUCAAUAAUAUCUAGCCAUCAAUCUUUAGAUGAUUUCAAAAAAAAAGAAAUGAUCUUAAUGGUAUAUGAAAAUACAGUAAAUCAAUGGUUAGUUAUAAAUUUUAUUCGAAAAAUAAUUAAACAUAAAGUAUCCAUAAAUACAGGCAGUAUAUUAUUAUAUAUAACGUUAAACAAAAAAAAUGAUGCAAAAAUUAGCAAAGAAGACAUUGAUAAUAUUCAAAUAGACUUAGAAAAUAUUUUAAAAAGAGAUUUUUAUGAUAUGCUUCCACAUGAAAUAGGUCAUAAAGAUUUAGCUUAUAUGUUUAAUAAAUUUACAAAAUGUUAUAUUCCCGAAAUAAAAAUUUUAGGAUAUAGAACUAUGGAUGAAAACAAAUUAGAUGUAGCAAUGGACAACAUAUUAGUUGGUGUGUCAAAUAAUAAUGAAGAAGAUAAUGAAAUUCAAUUCAAUUCUGGAAUAAGACAGAAUAAAAAAAAUGAUGAAGAUUUUCAUACAAAAUUUUUUGAAAAAAAAGAAAAUCAAAAUAAGAUAAUAAUUCAAAUCUUAAUAAGUACUACACAUAAAAAAGAAGACAUAAUAGAAGAUGAAGAAUAUGAUUCCAAUUUUACAGUUGAACAAGUGUAUAAUAUUUUAAUAGAUAAUAUAAUUAAUAAACUUCAUUUUUCAUUAUCAUAUAAAGUAAGUAAUUUUUAUAUGGCUAAAUAUAUAUUUGAUGAUUCAGAAAAUGCAAUAUUAAAUGCUGAGGAAAUAAAACAUGAAGAAAUAUCUAUGCAUAUUUUUUUAAAACUUAAAUUUGCAAUAAAUUUUACAUUUAAAAACAUUAAAAAAUAUAUAUUAGCAAAUAUUAAAAAUAUUGGAAAAUUAUAUUCUAUACAUAUUUAUGGUGCAUGUGUUAAAAAUAAAAUUACAGAAAUCAUAGAUAUAGUUGGUCAAUUCGGAGAAGGAAUAGAUAGUAAUUUGAUAAAUAAUAUUAUCAUUAAUAUGAAAACAAAUGAAAUAGCUGUACAUAUAAAAGUAUAUUCGGAAAGUAAUAGUACUAUAGAUAAUAUCAAUCAUAAUAAUCUUUUAAAUGUAAAUCAUAAUCAAAAUAAUAAAAAGAAACUCACUUUUGCAAACGUAGAAGAAGUAAAUAAUCUAAUAAAUAGAUCAAAUUAUUUUAAUAUUAUAUAUUAUAUAAUUGAUAGAACUAAAGGAAAACCAAAACCAGUUGAUUGUGUAACUUGUAGAUAUUAUAAAUAUCAUUAUACUAUUUUAUUUAUUGCAGGUAUUAUACCAUCUUUAAUAAUUUUAUUGACAUUUUAUAUAAUAUGCUAUUGCAAAAUAAAAAAAUGUAAAAACUCAAAAAAUAUUUGUUCAAAUAAACUUGCAUACAUAUUCCCUAAAUUAUUUUAUGUCAAAACUGCUUCAAAUACAUACAAAAGAUUAAGUAAAGCGCGUAUAGAAAUUAUGCUUUUAAGACAAAAACAAAAUAAUAAUAAUAUCCAUAAAACAACUAGCCAUAAACAAAUUAUAAAAAAAAAAAAAAAAAAAAAGUGCUAA
Molecule: messenger RNA, 2112 nt
Organism: Plasmodium yoelii
Lineage: Eukaryota; Apicomplexa; Aconoidasida; Haemosporida; Plasmodiidae
Product: conserved Plasmodium protein, unknown function
Exons: 1
Coding region: 1-2112 (703 amino acids)
Source: RefSeq, a predicted model, not a curated record